AUGAAACCCGGCGCCAUGCGUCUGGCCGACGAAGAGCGCGUGUGUGUGAUGGAGGGGGAAUGGAGCUCCACGGGGGUCAUCAGACAGGUGGUGGAGGAAGGACAGGAGGACCCCUUCUACGUCAUGGACCUUGGGGAAAUAGUGCGUCGCUACCAGCACUGGAAGGCUAUGAUGCCGCGCGUCGAGCCCUUUUACGCCGUGAAAUGCAAUGACGAUAAGCUGCUGGUGCGGACGUUGGCCGCGCUCGGGACGGGCUUCGACUGCGCCUCCAAGGCGGAAAUACAACUCGUCAUGGACAUGGGCAUUAAGGCCGAGCGCAUAAUAUUCGCGAAUCCCGCGAAGAUGGCGUCCCACAUCCGCUACGCCACGGCUCGAGGAGUCACCACCAUGACUUUCGACUCGGAGGCGGAGCUGCACAAAAUCAAGCAGAUAUCGCCCGACGCACGGCUGGUGAUCCGCAUCCGUUGCGACGCUGCGGCGGCCCAGUGUCCUCUGGGCAUCAAGUUCGGCUGCGAGCCUCUCACGGAGGCCCCUCGUCUGCUAAAACUCGCCGCCGUCCUGAAGCUCAACGUGGCGGGCGUCGCCUUCCACGUGGGUUCCGGCGCCGGCGAGAGCGCCGUCUACGCUCGCGGGAUAAAGGUGGCGCGCAUGCUCUUCGACCUGGGAGACACGCUCGGCCUCGACAUGCGAGUGGUCGACAUCGGCGGCGGCUUCGCCGGCGACGCCGACUCCGAUCUGCGAGACGUGGCCCGAGUGGUGAACGCGGCGAUCGAGGCGAACUUCGGCGAGCGCGAGGUGCGCGUGAUCGCCGAGCCGGGCCGAUACUUCGCGGCCGCCGCGUACACGCUCGCGACCAUGGUGCACGCCACCAGACAGCUGACGAACGCGUCGUCCGAGUCCCACACGAUGUACUUCAUAAACGACGGCGUCUACGGCUCCUUCAACUGCGUGCUCUACGACCAUCAGACCGUAGUCGCCGAACCGCUGGACCCGUGUGACUCCCGGCCCGAAGCCUGCUCCGUGUGGGGUCCGACCUGCGACGGCUUGGAUUGCGUGAUAGCUUCUUGCCGCCUUCCCGCUUUGCGCACGGGACAGUGGCUGGUCUUCAAGGACAUGGGCGCCUAUACGCUCCCCGUGGCCUCCGCUUUCAACGGGUUCCCCGUGCCUAAAGUCAAGACGAUUGUCGAUAAACGACUUUGGGCCGUUCUAAAAGAGCUGUGGCCGUUGAACGAGGCCGACGUGACGGUGGACAUCUGCCCCCUCGGCCCCCAGAGCCCCGAGUCUUUGACCCCUCGCUCGGAAACCCCUUCCCCCACUCUGGAAAGCCCCCAUCACACCGUGUUCGUGGAGUGCGCGCUCAAGUAG
Molecule: messenger RNA, 1365 nt
Organism: Pieris macdunnoughi
Lineage: Eukaryota; Metazoa; Arthropoda; Insecta; Lepidoptera; Pieridae
Source: the annotation of a GenBank genome assembly